Messenger RNA from Episyrphus balteatus (marmalade hoverfly), 6939 nucleotides. RefSeq lists its product as uncharacterized. Bases 655 to 5436 code for a protein of 1593 amino acids. NCBI's taxonomy places the organism in Eukaryota, Metazoa, Arthropoda, Insecta, Diptera, Syrphidae. The record is from RefSeq and is a predicted model, not a curated record. The transcript is spliced from 5 exons.
AGUGUGUGUGGGUGGUGGUGUAAAUAACAAAAAAAAAAAAAUAAGUUUCCAGGAAUUUCAAUUUCUUACAAACAAAAAAAAAAAAAAGAAAAAACGGAAAAAAGAUCUAAAGAUGCGCGUUUUAAACUCAAUUGUCAAUGUGUUAAUAUUGCACAUUUAAAUUAAAAAAAAAAUAGUUCUACAACACACUUGAAAUAAAAAAAAGCCUCUAACUAUGUAGAGCCAAACAUUUAAUGGCAAAAUAAGCAGAAAAAUCUUAUUAAAAUCUAAAAUACUCUCAAAAUAUGCAUCUAAAAUUAAGAAUUUUCAAAGGAAAUUCAUUGCCACAAAUAGGCACUGUUAUUGAAUCCAUUAUCACCAAUAUUACAACUAUUAUUACAAGCAGCUCCAAAUUUAGCUUCGUCACGAAGGCAUUUCUUCAACGAAGUAAAACUGUGAUUCCUUGGCAAUCAACAUCUUUAAUGACAGCAUCAUCAUAUAAAAAGAUUGUUAUGCAACGAGAAAAAUAAUUUAAAAAAAAAAUGUCGUUUUGCUUAACUUAAGUUUAGAUAAAGCAUACAUAAAAAUACAAUACAAGAGUAACAAUUCUAGCAGUUAAAAUAAAAGCAAACAAGAAAAACAAAACAAAAUAAAAUAAAAAAAACUUGAACAAAAAUGUCGAUUAUUAAAAUCAACUGUGAUCUUAACAAUUAUUAUAGUACUACUAGUGGUAUAAGUCAGCGAAGAGAUGUUGCUAAAAAACGCCUCAGACUGUUGGUGGUGAAGAAGAAAAAGGACGACGAUGAUGAUGAGAAUCCCAAUGUUGCCACAACAGCAACUUCUUCAGCGUUACCAAACUUCAGAAUACAAUCCAUAAUACAGGAUGAUGAUAAAAAUCAACUUGCAACAACAACAAGAACAACAACAAUAACAUCCGAAACAGUAAGAGAAGUGACCCCGCGUCUUCAGCCAUUAUUAAUUGCCGCCACUACUGGUUUACCCAAUGACCGAAAUCCCCAAUCAUCAACGCCAUCAUUACUACUAUCAUCCGCACCAUCGUCGUCGAUGUCAAUGUCGAUAUCAAAAACAAAAAACGAAUUUGCAACAGCAAAAAUUCGCAGGAGCAAAUUUAAAAAUUCAUUAAAUUUGAAAAUUUCAAAGUAUUUAGGAAAAUAUUUAACGUUGAACUUUUUCUUCAUAAUAUUUAUCCUUAUCGAAUUGUAUGCGGUGCGGCCGGUAUGUGGAUUGCUAGUUGUUGAUCCCAUCAGCUUAGAUGGCGUUGCAAAUUCAAAUAGUGAUAUUGUCAGCAGCAGCAGUAGCAGUAGUGGAAUAAGUAAUCAUCAUCAUCAUUCUCACAACAGUAGUAGUAGCAACAGUAAUAAUAACAACAAUGCAGGAGGAGGUGGAGGUGGAGGUGGCCAUUAUUUAGAUAAAUUAGACAAUUUGGAACGCAGCGUGGCAGCAGUAUUGAUAAAAGUUGCAUAUGGUACAACAUCCACAACAAAACGUAGCAUACCCGAUAAUAGCUAUGUACCGAGUCUAACAACUAUUGCAACACCGCCAUUAACAACUUUGCGGUAUUUAGAAAAAUCAGCACAUCAACAGCAAAUCAAUUUACAUCAUCGGAAUUAUGAAUUAGAUCUGGAACGGGAUCAUGCUCUUCCGACAUCAGCUCCAAAUGCCGAUAUCUUAAAAAGCAAUAGUAAUCCCACUUAUCCAAAUCCCAACAGACAUCAUAAUCAUGAUCGUGAUAGGCAUCGACAUUUAUUAAACUCAACACCAUCACCAUCGCUACCAAACAUACUAAAAAAGAGCCAACCAACAAUUCCAAUGUAUCCUGGAGAUAUGCCAUCAUAUUCACCACCAGCACGAUCAUUCUUUACACCGCCAUUGCCGCCAGAAUAUCAAAAUCCAUUUGCUGAUAAGCCCACAUUACGUGGCACAAAUAACGAAGGUGUAAUUGUUAAUACAGGAACUUACAUCAAUCGACGUCCAAUUCCACCACCUAGUUUAAUGCCUGGACACGAACGAAUACCAUUUAGACCACCUGAUUUGGGUGGUGGCGUUGGUGGUGGUUCAAUAGCUAUUCCAAGUAAUCCAAUUGGUAGUGGUGAUUUCCCAGCCACUAGUCACAAGCCACAACAGCUACCAUUGGACCAAGAGGGACAGCGUAAAAAGGCAUUGAAUACACCAUCGCAGAAAGGUGGAAAUAAUCGUUUGGGCAAUGGUGUUGAUAUUUAUGGUGAUGGUGUGGUUAAUACAGUACCAUUAUCUGAGAUAAGCGAUGCAAUUCAUAACCCCAGACAAGAACAUCUACCCAGCAUAAGGCGAAUUUUAUCCGGUUCGAAUGGUCGAAAGGAAGAUAUUCCAGAGGUACUAUUGAAACAAGUUACCUCGAGACCAGCUUAUAAUCCACAGCCACCAUCGUCGCCGGUGGUUGUUGUGCAGACUUCUCCGGAGAAUAUGCCUGAUGAUAAUCGAGGUGGAAACAGCCAAAAUCCGAAUAUAAAUCAGAGUAAGAAUUUCGACUUGGCAGGGGGUGGCGUUGGAAGUGAUAGUAGUGAUGACAUUGAAGAUUCCAAUGAACCCGAUGAUCUCGGUCAAGAUCAAGAUGAACCGAAAACACAACCCAAAAUCAAAAUGAGUACUAAGUCGACAGAUACACCAAAUUCCGGUGGUGGUGGUAGUAAACAACAAUCACAACAGAAGCAACAUCACCUCCAUCAAAAUGGCCAGUCCUCAUCAUCAUCGUCAUCAUCGACUUCAUCGACAACAGUAUCUUCAGCAACAGCUUCAUCAUCUUCUUCGUCCUCGUCGUCAUCAUCGACAAAACACAACACAGCCACCUGGUCAGUGGCAUGGAAUAUCCAUGUCUACCUGUCGGUAAUUCUCUUCACCAUCUUAGGCGUCUAUUCAAUAUUUAAAAUGAUCUUUUAUAAUAAGCUUACUCAUCUCUUUAGUCAAUCCUAUUUCAUUUGCAUCCAUUUGAUUUUGAUAAUUAUUUGUAGUUCGCGUAUUUUCUACUUGUGCUAUGAUGCAUACAACAUUCAUUCGACAUUUCAUAUAUUCGUCUCAGAAAUUUUGCUCAAUUUACCGGCAACUUUUUUGACAAUUUCAUUUUCAGUUUUAAUAUUAUUUUUACUGAUUAAGAGUCUCAAUCAUAAGAAUAAUCGUUAUUCCGCUCUGAUUCGGCCACUGACUGUGGUUGUUGGCAGUGGCGUUCAUGUCGUCCUCUGCAUUACACUACAUUAUGUCGAAAGCUACACAACCAGUCACAGCCAACAAUUUUACUAUCAGCAACUUUAUCGCAAUGGGCUGUAUCAUCGAGUGGCAAACACCAACAAUAUGGUAUUACAACAGCAUCAUUUACAACAGCCUUUACUGCAUCACCAUCAUCAGCUGACCAUUCCGCCGCCUCCACCACCCAGGGUACUCUCGCUUAUAUGUCAGAUCAUUUAUAUUUUUAUAUGUCUCAGCCUGGGACUAUUGUACUUGUACAUUUAUCGAAUUUUGAAGAGAAUUCUUCGAAGCAAAAGCCAAAAUUAUAUUCAUGGAUUUCAAAAUCUCUCUUAUGCGAUUCAUAUAACAAUUGCAACGGCAUUGUUGUUUGUGUUGUUGGCAGCCUUGCAGAUAUUUGGUGCCAUAAGUAUUUCAACAACACGUCCGCUAAUCACAUCAUCAUCUGACAUGGACUGGUUGCAGUGGGGCUAUCAGUUUUCAUUGCGUUUAAUAGAAAUCGCCAUAAUCACCUUAAUGUCGUGGGUGGCUGGUUUAAAAACUAGUGGUGGCGGUGGCGGAGCUGGUGUUGGCGUCGGCGGAAUGGCUCCAGGUGGUGGUGGUAUGCAGCGUGAAAAAAAUGCUGACAGUGGUCACAAUGUGGCCGGCUUUUUCUUGCCUUGCACAUCGAGUUCUAGCCAAGAACAAUUUGAAACAGACUAUCCAGCAAUUUGCAACGCCAACACAAAUUUGCAUACGUAUACACUUCGUACGGGCAAGCCCAUAUACGAUGACACAUUUGCGUUAAAUUCUCUAGGCGGUCAAGGGUCGAUGGGUGGUGGCUCACAACGCAACGAUUUUCAGCUGCAAUCAACAAAUAAUUUUGUGCGUCCUUAUGAUACAGGAUCCUUGCAGUCAGGUAGCGGCAUUGGCAGCCACAUGCACUCACGGCAGCAGAUCGAUGCCCAGAGUGGCCACCAUUCUGAUUUUCUAACUGAAACACAAACCGAUCAUUAUGAGAAUCCGAAUUUUGAGUUGCGAUCAACAGGUAAUCGAGUUUCUGACCAGCAUCAGUAUUCAGACAAUUGUUAUUCAGAACCAUUGAAUGGCGGUGGCAGCAGCACAAGCGGCUACGACUUCUCCAAUUUUGAGAGACCAAAAUUCGGCGGUGGAAUUCGUGAGGGCAAUGUCCCAGCCGAUAUGAUGCUUGACAGACCUAUGUCUAGGAACAAUGAUCGCACUUCGAAUUCGAGCCGAAACCACCAUCGCGCGAAUUUGGAUCGAACGAAUUAUGAAAAUCCCGAACGAAGAAGUUCAAAUUCAACACAUUCCUGCACAAGUGCACGUUAUGCAACUUAUAACUCGUUCGAUCGUCAUGGUGUUGUGCGAAAAAGUGGAACAUUGAACAAUAUUGGUGGUAUAAUAACCGGUCGAAAUGGCAGCUCUUCAUCAGCUGCUUCGUCUUCGUCACGUCCGUCAGGUGUACAGACGCUAAGCACAGCAAAUCAUCAUCCUCGAGGUGGUGUUAUCAAUGGUUCGGCACGCAUCUUGCGAACAGGUGUUGGCGGUGCGGCCGAACUAAUGAUGAUCGAUCCUAACCAUUCGUCGCAUAACCACCAUCAACGUGAUUCGUCCGAUGACCAGCGGGAAAUGCCAUCUCAUCCUCAUCGUGGCGGUGGUGGAGGUGCACCAAUAAAAGCCUUGAAUUAUUACCGCGAUUGUCAAUUGGAACGAAGCAAUAGUGCCGCAAUGCAGCAGUAUAUCUUACAAUCUGACGACGACAUGGUGAUUGGUAGUAAUGCAGAGCGUACGAAUUUGAUAAACAGCAGUGGUUCGCGGAGCGGUGGAGGGGUUGAUGGUAUGGGCAUGAAUAUGGGCAUUGGCCCAUCGGGGGGAGGCAGUGGCAAUGGGGGUGGCGGUGGCUGUUCAUCCUCUGGGAUAACAAGUAGCACCAGUGGGGGUAAUUUAACAGACAAUGGCAGCGCUAAUCUAGUUACUGGCGAUCGUGGCAACAAUAACUGUGGUACCGGCACAACUGGCAGCUCAGGUAUGGGCAGCAGCAGUGGCGAAAGUGCCAAUAGUGGUAGUAUGUUAGUUGCCGAACAUGGAUUUGUUCGUUUUCGAGCAUUAGAUGAUAUAAAUAAUGCUCAAGGUGUUGGCAUUCAUAAUGCAUCAAUUAGAACAACAAAGACUGGUGGCGGCAGGAGUAAAGAAAAGCAGCGUUAUGCUAGUAAUACAUAGUCGGAGUUAGUAGUUUUUAGUUACUAGUUUUAGGGAUAUUUUAUUAAUUUUUUUAUUUCUUUUUUUUUACACACACAUUUUUUGUAUGAAAUCAUUGUUUCAUUUCUUUCUUUUUUUACAGAGGAAUACUUUUUUAUUUGUUGAUAUAAUAUUUUUAUUUAUAAAAAAAAUAUGAGAUCAUUUGGUAGUGUAGACGGUCGGAUUAUGUGAAACAAGAUACAAAAUUAAUAGAGAUACUGAUUUUAUUAUUCGAUUAAUUUUCUGUACAUGUUUAAGGUGCAUGUUAUUUUAAAGACAUAAAAAAAGCAAUAUUGUUUGAACAUCAUAACAAUUGGCGAUAGCUAACUGUGUUAUAUUUUUAGAGACAAGAUUAUCAGUUUUCCCCCAAAUUAUGCAAGGUUUUAAACCUUUAUUUAAUUUUCAUUGAAAUCUAAUUCCAACUGUAAGUGUUGUCAAAGUCCCGCAUGGAUAUAUAUACAUUUUAUGCUCCUUAUCAAAACAAAUACUUUUAUCAUCAGAAUUAAAUUUAAGAAAAAUUAGAUGACAAUCAAUCAAAAUCGAUAAAACAAGAAAUUUUGUGCAGUUGUGAUUGAAUUUGAAAAAAAACUGCAUAUAGUUAUUUGUACCUUAAAAUGGAAGUUGUUUCAUGGAAAGAUUUUUAUCCAAACCAAUAUGCUUUCAUAUCCAAAUCUUAUUGUAAGUUUUUUUUCUUCCAUUACAGCUCUUAAAGCAACAUUUGAGGCGAAUUGCUUCACAUUUUAAAAACAAAACUUGAAAUAUAAACAAUUGUGCUUCUUCGUGUUGGAAAAUAUUAAUUGUCUUCCAUUUGAAGGCGAUAUUUUUCUUUGCCAAAACACUGAGUAACUUUAGAGCUAUCAAUUGAAUAUGCUAAUUUGUCAUGUCAUUGUUUUAACAAUAGAAAAUUGCUUGAAGGAAUUACAACAAUUUCAAUUUAUGUAGUGUCCAUUGAUCAUUGGUCUUGUUUUUGAGCACUUUAGAAGACCAAAAUUGUCAAUUCAGACUCACAAAGGCUUAGUUUUUCAAUGCAAGGAUAAAUUUAAACUUGCCAAAAUUGAUUAUUUAACUAAAGUUAGGAUGAAGAGGUGCUUUUGAUUUUUUAUUGAUAGUGUUUUGUUUUUGUUUCUUUCCUUUUCUUAUUCCAUAUGCAUCCUUAACUGAAAAAAAAAACUACUUGAGUCUUGGGACUAGAAUUAUUUGGCAGGAUUAACUAACUGAGUAAGCUCAAGACUGAAAAAUUAGCCCUAAAUGGAAAAAAUAAUGAAAAAUCAUAAUACAAGAUUCCUCUCACAUAAGAAAGUACCCCCCAAAAAAAAGCAUCUUUCGAACUCGUUCAUAUACGUCGUCUUCAUUAUAGAUAAAAUCGUAUUUUAUUUUUAAUUAGUACCUAUAUAUUGUAAAUAAAAUGUAUAUAACUGCCAUUAAAAAAUAACAUUAUAUAAAUUUUAUUUUAAUUUACAUUUUACAAAAAAAAAAAAAAGGAAA